GUCCUUCUGAGAGAAAUCCCAGAGCUCCAGAACUACAUUGAUCGAAGCCAGCUACCAUGGUCACUGGGUGGAUACCUCAUGUACCGUCAUCAGAGCUGGGUUACCUUCAUUAAGGAGAUCGAUGCGUUUGUCCAGGAGUUUGUGUCUGUAGUCCAGCGGCUGCCUUCAUGCAUCUCUGCACUGCAGGCUCUGUCCAGGCUGCCACUGCCCACCACCGUCAGCGAGCUCCGGCAAUUCUGCUUCGGCACUGAAGCCAAGUUUCAGCAGCUCAGGAGGGAGUUGGGGCUGGAGGAGCUACUGAGGAACUGUGAGAGCUUGGUGGGGAAGCUGCGUUGGCCUGACAGGGAGCCGUGCUUCCAGGACAUGGCUGGAACUGCCCUCUUCACUCAGAUGGCCUUUGAUAUGCUCCAGAACCACAGCAGGAUAACUGCUGCUGUGGAAAAAGUGGAGUUGCUGUGGCAGGAGCUGUUUUCUAAAGCUCGUUUAAGGCUACGUGUGUUCCAGUUGCGUGAUAAUGCGCUGCAGGUUUCUGAGAAGAUUGAAACUCUUCUUCGAGAGAAGAUCCAGCCCUUCAAAGUAGAGAUUGCCAAGGACCCUACAAAAGCUGUGAUUCUGGUGUCUGAAUUUGAAGCAUCCAUCCACACUCCUGCUAUGGCACUUGUUCGCUGGGCUGAAGAUGUAAUCCAGACUUCAGCAGAGAUUCUCCCCUUGGACAGUCAGCCCAAAGGGAGCUGGGCUGCAGAUCUGGAGAGGCUGAAGGACAAACUUGACUCUGCCGUGAACUUGAUUCUGCAAACCCUCAGAGCAGUUUCCAGCUACCAUCGCUACUACAGCAAGGCCAGCUGCUGGUACAGUCUGGUCCUUUGCCAGAACUUCCUCCAGGAGCUCCUGUCGGGUGUUCGUGAAGAGGCUUCCUCCAUCCAGCUGCAGCAGAAGAACUGGGGGAUGAUGCCUGGGUGGAGAUGGAGGCUGUCCACUUUUCUGAAGAACAAUCCCCCUCCAGAAAUGGAGGAGCUGCUCCAUCUGUCUCAUUUGGCAAAUGCAAUCCCAGAUGAUGAGAUCCAGCAGACGGGGAAACAGAUGUCUCAAAGGUGCUUGACACUGAGGAAACUUCUAAGCUCUUCAGGACCAGUGGCUGUCGAACAACUCCAGAUGGCCCUACAGUGGCAGUAUGAGUUACUGAGGGGCAACCAUGUGAAUCUCUUAUCUGCUGAUUCUACCACGUCAAAACCUGUGCCACACCAUGUUUCAGAGUCAAACCUCGCUAAAUGUAAAGGGGGUAAAGAAGCUGCCCAUGUCUUUGGAACAUCUCCCUUGACCGGAGGUUCAGGGUUGGUGUCAGCUACGGGCAAACCGUCCUCCCCGUUUGCUGCAACCAGAGACUUUGCAAUACCUGCCUCAAGCCCACCUCAAAUCCAUGACAUUAUUUCCAGUGUUUCAGAUUGUAGGGCUCACAGAGAGGAGCAUGACUUGGGCUCUAUAGGAAACUCUCCUAAAGCUGAUUUGCUGAAUCAGUUUGAGAUCAAAGUAAAGCGCAUAGCUGCUGUGUCCAGUAACCCUUGGCUUAGCUUGCCGGUAGAGGAUUUGGAAAACUCUUACACUGUCAGCAGCACACAAAAUCCAGCACCUCAAAAAGUUGAUCACAAUUCUUCAGAUGAGCAUGUCAAUGGCACCCAGGCUAGCAGGUCUCAAAUUCAGCCUACACCAGAAGUUUUAAGGAGCACAGAACCCAAAGGAUCACAGAGCAGGAACUGGAUAUUACAUCCACAAAGUUGUGUGGAACAUCCUGAACUAAGUCCAAUUUGCAGUGUUCUCUCCAGCACCGUUAUUGAAGGAAAAGACAAAUCCAUCUGUUCCACAGAGGGGGUUCCUACUCUACUCUGGGAUUCUUAUGACCUCCAUGACCAAAAUCAAGAUGAUGACGACGACGACGAUGAUGGCGAGUUGUCCAUGAAAGACUGGGAUGUGAAGGAAGAGGAAGGUCUGAGGGAAGUGGAGAAUAUAUUGGACAAGGCUGAUGAAAUAUUAGAGGAGGAGGAAAAUGUUCUGGCUCAGGAAGCUGUGCUAGAUGCACUGCUGAGGACAGAGGACAGGCAGGGUGUCUGGCGAUUGUGUGAUGGUGAGGACCAGCUUGAUACGAUGUCGUCCUACGAGCUGGCUGAAGCUGGUGUUCUUUGUUUCGAUGACUGCGUUGACUCUGCAGAAUCUGACGGUUUCAUUGACCUCGUGUCGGCUGAGUCUGCACGUGAAACUAAAGCUAAUGCGGAUGGGCUUUACAGUGAAGCUCCAACAGUAUCUGAAGUAUCUGACAGCAGGCCAGACCUGCUGAUGGAACUGAGAAAAGUUCAUAUCCUGGACGGGUUAAUCAUGGAAGAGAACUUGCAGAUCAACAAGUUUCGAUGCAGUAAAGAGAAACUCAACACUGAGCUCUCGGAGAGCAAACCUGUGGGUACAAAUGUGUUACUGACUUCACGCAAUGAGAGGGAGGCUUCACAUUUGCAGCUGGAAAAGGAGAAGAGGGAGGUAGAGGAGCUGGAGAAGGGUAUAGAAAAGGAGUUUAAAGCGAAACAGAAUGAGGAUAUUGAUGAAAGGUUUAAAAAAUGUUCUAUAACUGAAAGGCCUAGAAAAGAACAUGAUGAUCGAGUGCUCUGUGAUCUCUUUCCCAAUGGUUCUGGAAGAUCAGUCGCCAGCCUUGCCAUGGAUGGGUCUGCGAAUACACGUGUGACUAAAAUUAUUGAAGAUGUUUCAGACCUUAAGGAACCCUCAGAAGAGGCAGGUGUCCAAUCGCAAAACAUCAAUGGGGAUGAAUUGGCCAGGUCUGCUAGUUUAUGCAGUCCAGAAGCAUCUUUAAUCCCUGAAUUGAGGGUAGAUGAUGGCACCUUUGACCCAGGUGGAAAAUCACUCCUUCCCCCUGUAACUAAGCCAAGAAAGUCUUUGCUUCCUGUGAAUGAAGCCCGUGCUGAACUCGAAGCUCCUCACUCCACAGAGGUGUCCUUAGAUCAUUAUUUUGUAGGUGAAGGCCAACUUCAUCUACAAAAUGAAGUACUUGAAGAGCUGCCAGAGAAUGUGCCUCCAGACACCAGCCACAGCUUGGUUUCCAGUCCAAAUGUAACACAUGAAAACAAUAACCAUGUACCCCCAGAGAACUGUUGGGCAUCAUUACAGUGCUCGUCUGAAAUAAUGAUUAAAAAUGAAAAGAUGCCCACAUCUUUACUCAAACUACAUGUGCAGUCAGCAGAGGAAAUCCACACUUCACCUCCUGCAGAUGACCACCAACUUGAUCAGCAGUCCCAAGUGACUGCUGAUCAGCCUCUAGAGUUUGACUCAGGUGAAAGAGACGAACCAAACGAAAAGCUACCAGAUGGUGUUCAGAGCUCUGAGGCUCUGAGAAUCUCUGGGUCACCUGAAAGUCAGAUCCAGUUUUAUAGCACCAUGACAGAGAUGGCAGAUUUCAAGAGUCCAAUUGUACUGGAUUCAGGCUCUGGUUUGAUAAAGGCAGGAUUUGCAGAUCAAGACCUACCAAGCAUUAUAUUCCCCACAAUAAUUGGGGUGCCAAAGUAUGAGGAAGUACUGAAUGGUAACCUUGAAAGAGAGGCCUACAUUGGUCACGAUGCAGAACACAUGAGAGGGGUUUUGACUCUGAAGCACCCCAUAAAGAAUGGAAUCAUUCACAACUGGGAUGAAAUGGAAAAGAUCUGGCAUCAUACGUUCCAGCAGCUGCGUGUGGAACCAGAAGAUCAUCCGGUUCUUUUGACUGAAGCGGCCAUGAACCCCCUGAAGAAUCGGCAGCACGCGAUUGAGAUCAUGUUUGAGUGUUUCAACGUGCCUUUCACCUAUGUAGCCAUGCAAGCAGUGCUAGCGCUCUACGCAGCGGGAAGAACCACUGGUGUGGUGUUUGACUCUGGGGAUGGAGUGAGCCACAGUGUGCCUGUGUUUGAGGGAUACUGUCUACCUCAUGCUGUGCAACGCUUUCCCCUGGCUGGAUUAGAUGUUACACUGCAUCUUAAAAAGCUUCUCCGGGAACAGGGAGUGUGCAUGCGUACCACAGCAGAGGAGGAGAUAGUGAGGGAGAUGAAGGAGAAGUGCUGCUGUGUCGCUCUCAACUAUGAAGAUGAGCUAAAUCGGGGGCAGUCAUCCUGCAGAGAGAUGCAUUACACCAUGCCAGAUGGGCAGAUUAUUACCCUCAGCACAGAGAGGUUCAGGGCACCUGAGAUUCUGUUCAAACCUGAGCUGAUUGGACGGGACCAUUAUGGGAUGCACGAAAGCAUCUAUAGGUCAAUCCUUAGCACAGACAUUGACCUGAGGCGCUGCUUCCUGGGAAACAUUGUACUUUCAGGUGGGAACACUCUGCUGCCCGGCCUGCCUGAGCGACUGCAGGAUGAAAUCAAAGGCCUGCUACCCUCAGACAUGGGGGGCAGUGUUUGUGUAACCAGCCCCAAAGAUAGAGACUCCUCAGUGUGGAGAGGAGGAGCAGUGUUGGCAAAUAUGCCUACCUUUACCUCUGCAUGGAUCAGUCAGGAAGAAUAUGAGGAGUAUGGACCGCAGAUAGUCUUCAGGAAGUGCUUCUGAAUCGACUGUGAAAGGCUGAUGGCUCAUUUCAUCAAUGGUGCCACUGGCUGCUGAGCCAGCGGGACUCGGCUGUUGUCCCUCUCUGUGGAAUCUUUUGUUGUGUUUUUCUUAAUUUUCUCUCCCCUGUUCUUUAGUGGAGGUUUCCUGCUUACACCUUGUGCACUUCCUAUACAGCCCACUAACACGGCAAUAAGGACGUUGAUCAAAACAUUCCAAUCCUUACUAUUGUCGUUGCUAUCACUAUAAAACCUCUAAGUGUGUCUUAAAUUCUAAAUUUCUGUGUCCCAAGAACUUAAGCUUAAAUAUAUUCAUGUUCUGUGAUUAAGGGGCUGAAACUGAAGCUGCCCUUUAAUUCAUGUCUGUCUUUGUUUCCAGAAUAUGCAAUUGAGAAACAUGAAGAAAUUUUGAUGUGUCAGCUUUAAAUUGUGCAUUAAUCUGAUACUGUCAAAAACCUUAUUUAUUGUUUUUUGCUUUUUAUGUGAAACAUGAUACUUGGUUUUACACAUGGUAGUCCAGCUGUAAUCUGUUGUGGUUCUUUAUGCACUGAAUGUUGAGUAUUAAGGCCUCUGCAGAAUUUAUUCUUAAAGCUUCUGCAAUUAGGGAUUUGUCACAAUGCAACUUUUAAUGAUUCCUUUAGUUAAUACCACAUUUUCGUUGUAAUAUGACUCAGAUUGUCAUCAUAACACAUGACAGAAUAUAUUUGUUUUUAAUUUUAUUUUCUGUGCAGAAUCCCUUGAAUGGAGUGGCUCCUAAUACUCAUCAGAUGGGUGCAGUGUACAUGAGUUUUUCCUGAGGUCAUUGUUGGUUCUUCUCAGACCUCGUUGCACGUGUUGCUCUGGUACAUUGUGAACUCUAUAUAAUUUUUCAGUGUGGUGUAUUUCCAGCGAGUGUUUUUUUU
This is a messenger RNA of Neolamprologus brichardi, 5467 nucleotides long. Lineage: Eukaryota; Metazoa; Chordata; Actinopteri; Cichliformes; Cichlidae. The record is from RefSeq and is a predicted model, not a curated record.